AUGGCAACUAAUAAACCAGGUACUUCGGGUUUAGGCGUAAAACGAAGUUAUAAAGAUGAUAUUUCUUCGCGUACUUUUAAUACAGAAUGGAUAGAAAAAUUUUUAUGCGUUAAAGGGAAAAAUUCUAGGCCAACAUGUUUAGUAUGUAACUCUGUAAUUGCAGUUCCAAAAAAGUUCAAUGUUCAACGGCACUAUAAUAAUCACAAUGAUAUUAUUGAAAAAUACCCCGAAGGUUCUGUAAAGAGGACAGAAUAUAUUACAAAAAAGACAAACUCAUUGUUAACUCAGCAAUCAAUUUUUACUAAACAAUCAAAUGAAAAAAAAGACAUGGUAUUAACUUCUUAUGAAAUCGCAUUUUUGCUAGCUAAGUGUGGAAAACCUUAUUCUGAUGGCGAAAUCAUUAAAAAAAGUUUAGACAUUUUUGCAAAAAAUGCAAAUGAUUCAAAAAUUUCUGCAUACGUAAAUUACAUUUCUUUAUCCCGUAAUACAAUUAUGAGAAGAAUUGAUGAAAUUUCCUCAAAUAUUUCAAAACAAAUUUCGUGUAAUACUACCAAUUCCAAAUAUUUUUCUCUUGCACUUGAUGAAAGCUGUGAUAUUACGGACAAUCCACAAUUAUGUAUAUUUAUUCGAAGUGUAAAUUCCAAGUUUGAAGUGACAGAAGAACUUUUAGGACUUGAAGCACUUGAAACAUCGACAAAAGGUAUAAAUAUAUUUAAUAAACUAAAAUGUUGUGUCGAAACUUUGUUAUUAAAAAAUGACGAUUUAAUUUGGUCAAAACUUGAAAGUGUAUGCACAGACGGCGCUCCAUGUAUGAUAGGUAAAAAUAUCGGUUGUGUAACCUUAUUGGAGGAAUUUUUGAAUAGAAAGUUAAAUAAAUAUCACUGUAUUAUACACUUAGAAUCCUUAUGUGCCAAAGUCUUAAAAUUUGAUCAUAUAUUAAAACCAGUAUCUCGAUGUAUUAACAAGAUAAAAGCUCGGCCUUUAAAUCAUCGAUUAUUCAGAACUCUAUUUGAAGACGUUAUUAACGAAUCCGGUGAACUUUUAUUGUUUUGUGAAGUAAGAUGGCUUGCAAAAGGAAAAGCGCUAGAAAGAUUUUGGAAUAUAAAAAACGAAAUUAUAGAAUUUUUAGAAAAUAAUAAUGAAUUGCCUGAUGAAUAUAAGCUACUGAGAGAUAAAAAUUGGUUAAAUGACCUCGCAUUUUUAACUGAUAUUCUCGGACAUUUAAAUAUUCUCAAUAAACGACUCCAAGGUGAAGGAAAUUUAUUUCCAGUCCUUGUAGGUUUUAUAAAUUCUUUCAUGUCUCGACUUCGUUUGUUCGAAAGUAAUUUAGAAAUGAGAAAUUUGGAUCAUUUUGUACGAUUAAAAUCUAUUUAUCUACCAACAGAUAUUCCUUUGACGAUUUUUAAAAAUCAUAUUUCAACACUAUUUGUUAGUUUUCAAGAAAGAUUCAGUAGAUUUAAAGAAGAAGAAGAUUUAAAUAACUUAUUUAUUAAUCCAUUUAUCAUAUCGACAGACGAUCUCCAAAAAUAUAACCCCAACAUGCAAUUGGAAAUUAUUGAACUUCAAAGUUCAGCAGUUUUAAAAUGCAAAUAUAAAGAGUUGCCUGAUAUUGUAGAAUUUUGGAAAUGCGUAUCAGAGGAAGAUUUUCCAGAACUGACUAGUCUAGCGUUGAAAUUGAAAUCAAUAAAUAUUUUUUAA
This is a messenger RNA of Melanaphis sacchari, 1698 nucleotides long. Its product is annotated as general transcription factor II-I repeat domain-containing protein 2-like. The record is from RefSeq and is a predicted model, not a curated record. Lineage: Eukaryota; Metazoa; Arthropoda; Insecta; Hemiptera; Aphididae. Bases 1 to 1698 code for a protein of 565 amino acids. The transcript is spliced from 2 exons.